CGGAGGACUGCCCCUCCCAUCCUCCCCAGCCGGCCCUCCCAUCCUUCCCAGAAACCCCUCGCAGUGGAGGACGGACUGCAACUUCUUUCCCCUCCCACCUCCGUGCAAUCUGUCGGACUCCAAAUCCCAUUAUCCCCAGCCGGCACAUCUAAAGGGUCCCAUUACUCCUUGCUGUUAUCCAAGGCUUCAAACUGUGAUUCCCAUCGCCCUUCGUGAGACCGGCUAGUAUCAAACUAUAAUUCCCACACCUGGAAUCCUGUGUGACACACCUGGAAUGCAGCAAUUUGGACCUGAGGGAGCACUUAAAGAAACCAAAGGGGUCAAGAAAUGAGUGCCCCAUUUUUCGGUGAAAGAACAAAUACACCUUUUGCUGUGGAAUAUCCCCAAUUAUCCAAUAGCUCGUUGAGAUGUGAAGACGGUGGCAGGAUGGGGACUUCUCUGCAGAAACGUUCAGAUCAAUGGACACAGAUCAAGCUCUCUUACUCUGCCAACGGUCCUGAUAUGUUCGCCUUAGUGACCAGCAUCUUACAGGAGCCCAAUGAACCAGAAGCUAUUGCAGACUGGGACCCUCUGUCAAAGUUGUUCCCUCCGUCUUGGACCAUGAAUUUGGAAAAUAAUAGCAGAUACUCAAGGCUUUUUCCGACGAAAAUAUGGGAUCAUGAAAACCACACUAAUGUGGUGGAUGCACAGAGCUCUUACGAAGAAAAGUGGGGAGAGGCCUCUCCUACAGAACAGUUAAGCAGGCAACUCAGCGAUCUGCAGGUGAGCUGCUCCUGGCCAGCCCCUUCUCGUCCUUGCUCUCCACCAUCUGAUGAAGUUCUGAACACCCCAGAUCCACAAAACGAGUUUUCUACCCUUAACUGUUUUAAUCAGCAAUCCAACAUUGUUCCUGAAUGCAGUUACGGUAAGAAACAAGCCAGUAUUAGCAGGAGAAACCAUUCCUCAUCACAGAUCUGGGCUGAAUUUUGCGGAGAAGAUCAGGAGAGCACCACACAAGAAGCGCUUAGGGCCAGCGAUACGGAAAGCUCAAGCGCCUCUUUCGUUCAGCUGCCUCAUUCUGCGACGACAGAUGGGGUAUGGGAUCCGGCAGUUCAGGAGAACCCUUUGUGUGCUAAAAGAUGCACUUACGAAUCACCCCAAUCCCUGUCCUUCCUCACAUCCCCAUUUCAGCAAGAAAAUAGCAUCCCUGAAGGCAAACUUCACCAAAACUACCGGCAAAAUUGUCCCGAUAACCUGAGCACCCUGUUGGAUAACAUUAAAAUUAAACAUUCUGCGUAUCCCCUCCGAGAUUCUUCCAAUCGUUUAUCUCCACCCCCAAGUCUGAAGCAUCAAAAUUCAUCCUGUGGUGGUGAUGAUAAACACCUCAAAAGCAGAAGUUUAAAUCCCCCGAGGGCAUCGUGUGCAACUAACAAAAAGCGAAAGCGAGUAAACGCUUUCUCAUCUGUCCCGUCUGCUAAUGGCUCCGUCGUCCAGACUUUUGGUUCCCAAGCAGCCCCACGAAAAUGCAGCUCUUUGCAAAACAGCGGGUUUUCCAGUUGCAAGGAAAAUCUAAAGCCGCACAAUUCUGUCGGAUGCUCCCCGGUUGAUUUGCAAGCUCCCCAGCAGGAAUACGUGGGUGAAAUUUUGAGGGACGCUUCCUCCCCUGGCUGGCCACAGGGUCCUUCUGCAAACAGGCUCGCAAAAGGCCACGGGUUAGAGAAUGAACCAAGCAUAGACAAUGCUGGUCAGAGUAUGGGGCAAACUGAGAGACGGCGUAAAAUGAACCCAGCCUCCGUUAGUCCGGACUGGACCGAGCUGGAUGCAUUGAGAAGCAAGAAAAAACUGGACCAUUUGUUUCAUUUCAUCAACCCCUCGUUCCUUCCCUUCUUCAUAGACUACAGCCAAAUUCCAAAUUUUCCCGUAUUUCACCCUCCUCCAUUUUCACCAGUCAAUCUUCACUAUGAGAACGUCCCCCAUUUAAGUCAUUUUAUCAACCACCUUUCUUGUGGAGAUGCCUCUGCGCCGUAUCACACGUUCUCACCGCAGCUUCCCCGCAAGAAAUCAGUCCCUAAGGGUGGGCCUGCCCACACGCUCCACGUGUGCCUGGAGGAAUGUUACAAACAGUGCAGGUUGUUAAAAAAAGAGCGGAAAAAGACACAGGCUGACUUAGCAAAGGCUUUUCCUGAAAACUCCUUUGCCAGCUCUGAGGAGAUUCUUUUGUCCCCGCUUCCAGCUAGGCCCUCUCGAGUGGAUCGCCUGAUUUGGAUCCAGUUUCAAGAGCGAGCAACAGUUUGCACCUUACUUGGGAAGAUGGAACACCUUUGUGACGUUUCCAUCCACAGCAGAAUAUCGGCAACGUUGGGGCGUCACUUGGAAGCCAUUCACACGACCCAGGCCAGGCGCAAGGAUGAGAUUCUUAAUGCUAGUAACCAGAGGCCAGGGACAUCAUGUGUCACCAUGGAAAAAGAUAUUCUCGCCUUGGCAUCUGCUGUGAACGAGCUCACAUCCUCCACACGAAAAACCCGCACAACUUUAUGGUGUGCUUUUCAGACUGCUCUUCCCAAAACUUUGACAGGCAAUUCUGAUCUGGCCAGCAUCCCCUUACAAACCAAGAUCCUCAGAAAAGGCGAAGACAAAGAAAAUGAGCGAGUGAAUUAGAAAGAAUUUGCAGCCGGUUAUGAAAUGACAUACUCAUUUUUUUUAUAAAGCAGCCAAUUUAAUUGAUUUUUCUUGUUUUCCCCGUCCUGCUGGCAUUCAAGCCUAGAUAAUUGCAGAAAUCUUAGUAGUAUAACUCUGAAAAGUUGACGCAGUUAAGCAAUAUUUAUUUGCAUUAAAGAUUUUUCACCCAAAUACACCAACGAGGAAGUGGCUAAACCCAUGUAGCACCUUUGUUAAUUUUUGCAAUGCAACCUAUUUUGUUUUAUUUUUCCUAGUUUUUGGAAGAUUAAUAUUUCAAGUGCCAAACUUAAUGGCAAACCACGAUAUGUUUCUCCUUUCUCCCAGACCGAUUGUGAAUAAGCCAUACUUCGAUGGAUGUCAGGAGGUGAAGCCCUGAGUUUAAAUAAAUCAUUGUCUGGAUGAAGUUGCAUGAAAGUGUGGGAUUUGCAUCAGCACCCCGAUGUUUCAAGCUGGGCUCGCUUGCAACUGCGAAGUUCUGAGAAGACUUUUUCAGCAUCUUUUGAAAGAAAAAAGAUGUAAUAUCAAGCACUAAACGGUGUUUUAGGCUAGAAUGUUAGCCAUGCAGAAUAAAUGGCUUAGCACCCAACAUUUCAUCUUAAUUUAAGGAUAGAUAAAGCCCACUGUAGCCCAAAGACCAGUAACUGCCUCUGGGAGUUGAAAAUCAUUUCUUUAUUCCUGUCUGAACUGUUGAGACUAUUAUUUUAUUUGAAAUGUGCUUCUUGGGGGGGAAAAAAUCACUGCUAACGAGAUAUUUAUCUCAAUGAAAAAUAACUAUUUUUUUUCUUAUUUAAGGUAUGUUUUUGAUCCUUGGGCAGAGUUAAUAAUCAGGCUUAAUAGAUGCUCAGGAUCUGUUCAGGUAGGAAUCAUGUAGAAGUAUGCCCAGUGUGUUAAAUUUGUAGGGUUGUUUGUUGUAAUAGUUGCAUGAAACUAACAUUCCUUGAACCUGUUUUGUUUUUAUCAGGAAGUGUUUUUUUUUUUUUGUAAAUUAAUGAGCUGGUGUUUGUCUCUUGGACAAUCGAGUGUGUUAUGUGCCAGGAUGAAGUUACACAAUGACAGUGGGGUUCAUCCCCCUUCUAAGUAUUAAUAUUUUUGCCAACGUAAACCAUGAGAUAGUCUUGGUGUGUGGAUAAUUAAGCAAUGUGUUGAAAUUUUAUAGCUUAAUGGCGAAGUCCUAAAAAGGAAGGAAGGGAGGGCGGGAAUUCAAAUGAUUAGGGUGUGUUUAAUUUAUGUUUAAAAAGCUAACAAAUUGGAUAUUGCUUUAGCAAGUGUAAGUGAGUCCUGAUCUAAAUACUUCAUAUUCCUCAGUUUUGGCUUAUGGAUAUUAAAGAAAAUGUUUUAUAUCCAGACAUAGAUGCAGCUGGAAGAGAGGGGACAGGAAGGACAGGAUAGGAGGGAGGGAGGAAAGAAAGGAAGGAAGGA
This is a messenger RNA of Crotalus tigris (Tiger rattlesnake), 4077 nucleotides long. Its product is annotated as meiosis-specific coiled-coil domain-containing protein MEIOC-like. The record is from RefSeq and is a predicted model, not a curated record. Gene Ontology annotation, cellular component: nucleus; cytoplasm. Bases 328 to 2637 code for a protein of 769 amino acids. The transcript is spliced from 8 exons. NCBI's taxonomy places the organism in Eukaryota, Metazoa, Chordata, Lepidosauria, Squamata, Viperidae. Gene Ontology annotation, biological process: meiotic cell cycle; female meiosis I; mRNA stabilization.